Molecule: messenger RNA, 1805 nt
Organism: Cylas formicarius (sweet potato weevil)
Lineage: Eukaryota; Metazoa; Arthropoda; Insecta; Coleoptera; Brentidae
Product: diphthine methyltransferase
Exons: 3
Coding region: 168-1262 (364 amino acids)
Molecular function (GO): protein binding
Source: RefSeq, a predicted model, not a curated record
GAAGAAACUCGACAAACGUUCAACAUGCUAUAACUAAAAUCGGAAAGCGGCGGCGACGUUUGGGCUAAUCUCACUUGCCGCGCAGUCUAUGAGUUAAGAUCUGAACCUUACUGAAGAACCUACAUACUACAACUAAAAUUACUUUAUAAUAAUAAUAAUAACAUAAGAUGACGAACAAAAUUGUUUCUUCUCAGCAGAAAUGUGUUAAUACUAUAUAUACAUUUUCCACUGAAUAUACUGCAGAUUGUAUCGAGUGGUGUCCACAUAACCCCAACAAGCACUUAUUUGUUUGUGGAAAUUACCAGUAUACGGAGCCAGGAACGGAAGAAAAUACUCUUGACAAACGUUUGGGGCGCAUCUUGCUGUUUUCUAUUUCUCCACAUCGUGGUUUAGAAGUUCUGCAACAACUUGAUACUGCGGGAGUGUUAGAUAUAAAAUGGUGCCACAAUCAAAUUUGUGACGUGUCUCUACUAGGUAUUGCCGGUUCAGAAAAAACUGUUGAUAUAUACCAAUUAAAAAUAAAUAAGUUAAUAAAUUUAACUCAUUAUAAGUUUAGGGAUAUUGUUGGUGAUACCAUUGUUUUAUCUCUUGACUGGUCGACUGGUAAAUAUGAAUCCAGUCAGCCAAACAUUGUGUGCAGUGACUCAAAUGGUAAAAUUCACUUAUUUAGGUUGCUUAAUAGCGGUUUAAACCUUGAGAAAAGUUGGAAUGCACAUGAUUUUCAGGCUUGGAUUUCAGCAUUUUACUACUGGGAUCCGAAUAUUAUAUUUAGUGGAGGUGAUGAUGCAUUAUUUUUACAGUUUGACAAAAGGGUUGGAGACAUUCCCGUAACUGUGAAUAAAAAGCAUGAAACUGGCGUUACUGCAGUUCACUCUAAUAAAUCCAAUGAAUAUGUUAUUGCUACUGGAAGUUAUGAUGAGAGUGUUAGACUUUGGGAUAUAAGGUCAUUAAAGACCCCUCAAAAAACUCUAAAAAUGCCCGGGCCAGUUUGGAAGUUGAAAUGGGAUCCUUUUUCGCAAGAGUUGUUGUUAAGUGCCUGCAUGUUGGGUGGAGUUCAUGUUAUUAAUCCGUUUAAAAAUGAAAUGGAGAUAACUCAUAGCUAUUAUGAACAUGCAAACAUAUCAUAUGGGGUAGAUUGGUGUCACCUAGACUCAAAGGAAGUAGAAAAAUUUGACCAAGAGGGUGCUGCCAUCAUAGGAACUUGUUCCUUCUAUGACCGUCUCUUAUGUGUUUCAAAAUUAUCAUGGCAUUUUAAUGCCUAGAAAUAGAUUUUUCAAUGUUAUUUGAACAAAUAACAUAUUGGGUGUUCAUUCUGUUUCCUCAAUCAAUUAAUCUGUACAUAUGCCUUAUUAGACAUGGUAGCUUAUAUGUACGCCACUGGUGGGUGGUUUCACGCAAGCAUCCAUUGGCAAUAACACUAAUUUAAAAUUUACGCGAAAGCAGAUAGACGUGCAACUACACUAAAGCAUUGAUAUUGGCCAACGCUUAACUUUUUAAUUUCUUUCGUGAAAUCAAAUAUGCGCAUGUGCUUCAUGAAUCUCAGUUUUAUUAGUUAUUAGUAAUAGUAAUUACUGAGCUCGGCGUAGCCAAGUAUGUUCGGAUUCGGAUUUUUAUAAAAAUUAGUCAAUUUUCCAGAAAAAUUACGGUAAUGUAGCAAGUUAGUCAGUUAGGGGGUGACGUAUGCGCAAAAAAUCAUAACCACCUGCGGCGCAUCAAUUUUUACGGGAGUAGAGCCCACUAUAUUUUUGUAUAGUUAUGUGGUUUCAACCCACUUUUUGAAUUUAUAACUACAAACUGAAAAAAAU